AUGGGUCAAACUUUGUCAGAGCCAGUCGUCGAGAAGACUUCCUCUGAAGGCGAAGAUGAAUGCUGUGUGUAUGGGGUCUCCGCCAUGCAAGGCUGGCGGAUCAGCAUGGAGGAUGCCCAUGCUGCCGUCCUAGACCUCUAUGCGAAAUAUACAACUCCUAAGGACACACCCUCCGAACCCGAUAAACGUCUCGCUUUCUUUGGUGUAUAUGAUGGGCAUGGUGGGGACAAAGUGGCUUUGUUUGCGGGGGAGAACCUGCACAAGAUUGUCGCGAAGCAGGAUUCGUUCGCAAAGGGCGAUAUCGAACAAGCCUUAAAGGACGGCUUCUUGGCUACCGACCGGGCUAUCUUGGAAGAUCCGAAAUAUGAGGAGGAGGUUUCCGGCUGUACGGCGGCGUCCGAGGAAUUGAACACGAACUGGACCGCAGUCUCGCCAUGUCUAACUGGAUACAAGGCCAAUGCUGGUGAUUCACGAUCGGUCCUAGGUGUCAAGGGUCGCGCGAAACCCCUUUCGUUUGAUCACAAGCCGCAGAAUGAAGGCGAGAAGGCCCGUAUCAGCGCUGCAGGUGGCUUUGUCGAUUUUGGCCGUGUGAAUGGCAACCUAGCCCUUUCGCGAGCCAUUGGUGAUUUCGAAUUUAAGAAGAGCCCCGAGCUGUCGCCUGAACAGCAGAUUGUAACCGCAUACCCAGAUGUGACGGUCCACGAACUUAGUGACGAUGAUGAAUUCCUAGUCAUUGCUUGUGACGGCAUCUGGGACUGCCAGACCUCUCAGGCUGUGGUCGAAUUCGUUCGCCGUGGUAUUGCAGCGAAACAAGACCUUUACCGGAUCUGUGAAAACAUGAUGGACAACUGCUUGGCUUCGAACAGCGAAACCGGCGGUGUGGGUUGCGACAACAUGACCAUGACCAUCAUUGGACUCCUGAACGGUAGAACCAAGGAGGAGUGGUACAAUCAGAUCGCUGAGAGGGUGGCCAAUGGUGACGGCCCUUCUGAAUUCCGUGGCCCCGGUAUCCGUAAUCAGUUCGAAGAGAACCCGGAUGACUAUGAGGUGGAUAAUGAUCGUGCCCGUGGCUUUAGCGUGCGUUCUGGUCGCAUAAUUCUCUUAGGCGACGGCACAGAAUUAAUCCCUGAACAGAACGACGAGGAGCUCUUUGACCAGACUGAGGAAGACCGGGAUUUGCCCCGUCAGGCACAGCAUGAAUCUCCCGAUUCGGCUAGAAAGGAACGUGAAGGAACCCCGGGGCCGCAGUCUAGGGCCGACGCCCCCAAGUCUGAUGAGGCAUCUGCCAGUAUAUCUGAGACCCCCUCAACCGCCGCGAAGAGCGCUUCCGGUGGCAGCUCGGAAAGCACGGAACAAUCUACGACUUCGUAG
Aspergillus tanneri is the source of this 1371-nucleotide messenger RNA. It is a transcript of the gene PTC2, whose product is annotated as PP2C family serine/threonine-protein phosphatase. Lineage: Eukaryota; Fungi; Ascomycota; Eurotiomycetes; Eurotiales; Aspergillaceae. The transcript has 7 exons. Gene Ontology annotation, molecular function: cation binding; protein serine/threonine phosphatase activity. Gene Ontology annotation, biological process: protein dephosphorylation. The coding region runs from base 1 to 1371 and encodes 456 amino acids. The record is from RefSeq and is a predicted model, not a curated record.